Halteromyces radiatus is the source of this 1068-nucleotide messenger RNA. RefSeq lists its product as uncharacterized. The transcript is spliced from 2 exons. Gene Ontology annotation, molecular function: protein binding. The record is from RefSeq and is a predicted model, not a curated record. The coding region runs from base 1 to 1068 and encodes 355 amino acids. NCBI's taxonomy places the organism in Eukaryota, Fungi, Mucoromycota, Mucoromycetes, Mucorales, Cunninghamellaceae.
AUGUCCUCACUUCAGUAUUCACUUCUUCCUCCACCUUCUUCUCCUGAUGAUGCCUCCAUUUCUGGGUUGGGAACAUCCAAGUCAAGAUUUAGUAUUGCAUCCUUCAGUUUGACUCACGAUAAGGAUGCUAUCAAGACGUACCGUCGCAUGGCAAAUAAAACAAACAACAAGGAUGUACAAAUGACGUAUUGCAAGUAUCUACUUCAAGUGGCUGAUUUAUAUCAAUCCAAGGGUGAUAACAAGAAGAAACCAACCACUGCUGAUCUUACACGACAACGAUUAUUGGAGGAGGCCGAAUACUGGGUAGAGAAAUUGGCAGCAAGUGGACAUCCUGAAGCACUGUAUAUGAAAGGUAUGUGGCAUGCUAGCAACGAUCAUGACUGUGUAGGAUUGAUAUAUCAAGGUAUCAAUCAUGAAAAAGCAUUCAAAUGUCUUCGUGCGGCAGCUAAGCGUGGUUGGAUGGAUGCUUCUUAUCAAGUGGCUAGGUAUUGGCGGGAUCGUGGUGAUUACAAAAAAACCUUGGCAUGUUACAAGACGGCUGCCCAUCAAGGUCAUGUUUUGGCGAACUAUAAAAUGGCAAGAAUCUUAUUACGUGGUCAACUUCAACAAAAGAUCAAUAUCAAACAAGGAUUAGAAUAUCUCAAAUCAGCGGCGGAUGAUCCAUCGGAUGAUAGUGCACAAGCAGCAUAUGAUCUCAGUUGUGUAUAUUCGGAUAAUGUAGAAGCGAUUGGCAUGGAACGUGAUUGUUUGGCAUCAAGGAAAAAUGUGGGCAUGGCGAUGCAUUACUUGGUCAAGUCGCAACAAUCAGGAUGGAUCGAUGCUUAUUAUCAAUUAGGAAUUGUGUAUGAACAAGGUGCACUGGAUCAACCGUGUGAUCUCACCAAGGCAUUUGAAUACUAUACUAAGGCAGCAGAGGAUGGGCAUGCUCAAGCUAUGUUGGCUUUAUCUCGGUUUUAUUCCCAAGGUAUCCCUGGUUUAUCCAUUCCUCCUCAUCCUUCUCUUGCUUUUAAAUGGUGUCAACGUGCUGCAAGUUAUGGAUUGACUCAAGCUGAAUAUACUUUAGGGUAA